UCCCCAGAGAGAGGCCUCAUAAAAACGCGCUCUCCUCGCUGCGCUCAGCUGAACUUCUCCAGGACCCCUGAUUUACAUCUGACCACUGCUUCACUGCGGCAGAAUGAGGGAAAUAGUCCAUAUACAGGCCGGACAGUGCGGCAACCAGAUCGGGACAAAGUUCUGGGAAGUGAUCAGUGAUGAGCACGGAAUUGAUCCAGCAGGCAACUAUGUGGGUGACUCAGGCCUUCAGCUCGAGAGGAUUAAUGUGUACUACAACGAGGCAUCCUCACAUAAAUAUGUUCCUCGAGCAGUGCUGGUGGAUUUGGAGCCAGGCACAAUGGACAGUGUCCGGUCCGGUGCGUUUGGGCAGCUCUUUAGACCAGACAACUUCAUUUUUGGACAGACAGGUGCAGGGAACAACUGGGCGAAGGGCCACUAUACUGAGGGUGCAGAGCUGGUGGAUUCGGUUCUGGAUGUGGUGAGGAAAGAAUGUGAACACUGUGAUUGUCUCCAGGGCUUCCAGCUCACUCACUCCCUAGGCGGAGGCACCGGCUCAGGCAUGGGAACCCUCCUGAUCAGCAAGAUCCGUGAGGAGUACCCUGAUCGAAUCAUGAACACCUUCAGCGUCAUGCCUUCGCCCAAAGUGUCUGAUACUGUAGUGGAGCCCUACAAUGCUACACUAUCAGUUCACCAACUGGUGGAGAACACGGACGAGACCUAUUGUAUUGAUAAUGAGGCUCUUUACGAUAUUUGUUUCCGCACUUUAAAGCUCACCACACCUACUUAUGGUGAUCUAAACCACCUGGUCUCAGCCACCAUGAGCGGGGUCACCACGUCUUUGAGGUUUCCAGGCCAGCUAAACGCAGACCUGCGCAAGCUAGCAGUCAACAUGGUCCCCUUCCCUCGCCUCCAUUUCUUCAUGCCUGGUUUUGCACCCCUGACCGCAAGGGGAAGCCAACAGUACCGCGCUCUCACUGUACCUGAGCUUACCCAGCAGAUGUUCGACGCCAAAAACAUGAUGGCAGCCUGUGACCCACGCCAUGGCCGUUACCUCACCGUGGCGACUGUUUUCCGUGGACCCAUGUCCAUGAAGGAAGUGGAUGAGCAGAUGUUGGCUAUCCAGAAUAAGAACAGCAGCUAUUUCGUGGAAUGGAUCCCCAACAAUGUCAAAGUGGCUGUCUGCGACAUCCCACCCAGGGGCCUCAAGAUGGCCUCCACCUUCAUCGGCAACAGCACGGCCAUCCAGGAGCUCUUCAAGCGCAUCUCUGAGCAGUUCUCCGCCAUGUUUCGCCGCAAGGCGUUCCUGCACUGGUUCACCGGGGAGGGCAUGGAUGAGAUGGAGUUCACAGAGGCCGAGAGCAACAUGAACGACCUGGUGUCCGAGUACCAGCAGUACCAGGAGGCCACGGCCAACGACGGAGAAGACACGUUCGAGGAAGACGAGGAGGAGGUCAACGAGUGACAACAGUAUACUGCUAUUUUGUGAUCGUGCACACACAUAUUAUUAAUGUGUUGUGAGUAUUUUCUUAAGCUGUGAUUUUCUUUUUUUAUGUGGAUUGAAAUCCUAGUCAACACUAGGAGAAGAGUGUUUGCAAUAAACGUUAUUGGAAGAGCUAA
Pygocentrus nattereri (red-bellied piranha) is the source of this 1599-nucleotide messenger RNA. It is a transcript of the gene tubb6, whose product is annotated as tubulin, beta 6 class V. Gene Ontology annotation, cellular component: microtubule; cytoplasm. Gene Ontology annotation, biological process: mitotic cell cycle; microtubule cytoskeleton organization. NCBI's taxonomy places the organism in Eukaryota, Metazoa, Chordata, Actinopteri, Characiformes, Serrasalmidae. The transcript is spliced from 4 exons. Gene Ontology annotation, molecular function: structural constituent of cytoskeleton; GTPase activity; GTP binding. The record is from RefSeq and is a predicted model, not a curated record. Bases 104 to 1444 code for a protein of 446 amino acids.